AUGGUGAUUUUCCAUUGUUUUUUGUAUGUUUACCAGGCCGGGUACUGGAGCAUAUCACCUACCAAGCUUCCGAUCAGAGCCCAGGAGCGCCUACAAGUUGUUUUUGGGUGGCUCUGCGAUCCGCAAACUCUCGCCGACUUCCCUGUUUCAUCUGUCAUGUCGUUCCGUGAGCGACUGGCAAGGAAUUUUGCCAAUGCCCAGCAAGCGGACGAUGCGCAGAGACAACAGGUCGUGAACGCUUGGGUGACCAAGAUCAACAAACAUUUCAUGAAGCAUUGCGAGGCCGCCUCCCGUCGUCAGCGGCCAUCCUUCAAAAUGGAUGUGCCGCGACCUGUCCACCUCACCCAGCUUGGUGUUACUGAAGACACCUUGCUACAGAAGCUGCAAGAUAUGCUUCAGGAGCAGGGCUUCUGCCAUGGAACCGACGGAUUCGUCACUCCUUUUCAGAAAGUCUGGAAACGGCAGGGCAACAGCUGGGUAGAUGUUCAUUCAGCAGAGGUGACCGCGAGAUGGACGGAUGAUGCAACCAUUGCCCAGCAGCUGGCUAGGAACAUCACCGACUACAGUGCCAAGACGCAAAAGAUGAUGCUGCUAAAGGUUGCAGCAAUAAAGAACGAAUUCUUAAGGAGGUGUGAAACUGCUUCGAAAGAUGGGGCACUCUGCUGCAACUUCCGGAUUGCUGUUGGUCAAUCCCUUGCCUCCAGAAGAGGCUUUACCUGCGAGAUCAUGAAAGAGAAACUCCAUGAACACCUUGCAGACCUUGGCUCAGCCUUGUGUAUCAGUCACUCCCUCCAGCCUCAGGGGCAUGUGGUGUUUUUCUUGUCGGCCAGUUGGGAUCCAGAUGCGCUGACUGACGACGCACCGCAAGUCACCGGUGGCACUUGUGCCUCAUGUCCCAUCUGCUACCAGCACCGCCCAGCUGUGGCCUUGGUUCCCUGCGGCCACGUGGUGUGCCGGGACUGCCAUCGGAGUAACCGGCACAGGCUGCAACAGUGCCCGAUGUGCCGUGGAGUGACGACUGCGGUCACGCGAGGUCUCUACAUGGACCAGUGA
Molecule: messenger RNA, 1053 nt
Organism: Cladocopium goreaui
Lineage: Eukaryota; Dinophyceae; Suessiales; Symbiodiniaceae
Source: the annotation of a GenBank genome assembly